ACACACACACACACACACUCCUGUGAUCUGUGAUCUCAUCGCACUUAACCGAGUUGACUUCUUGCUCUGAAUGCCGCAGGACAGGAGGACGGAGAGGUGGAGGUGCGAUGGAAGAGUCUUCUUGGUGAUUGUAAACGAACAAUCAUUAGGGCAUAAAUGAGAGUAACCAGCUGAGAAAGUGGCGCUUUUACGCUCCACCUCCUUUAACGGUCAAAAGCAACAUGAAAAAGAGAGAUUUGAAGUGAGACUCACAGCUGACAGAGAUAGACAAGCGACAGGAGGGAGAGAUAUCAGGGCAUGAAUGGAGAAGAGGGGAGGCCGUUUCUGAGAGGACUGUAACUGGGAUGAUGGGGCCCGGCGAGCCGCCGUUUGACUUUCUGUUAGCUGAGGGUGCUUGAUGGCAGUUACACAGGCCGUGCUCCCGCCCUUCAGCUUCUUCUCCAGCCUCGCUCACUCGGGCGACAAUAUGAAAGUGCGGAAGUCUGAGGGUGGCUCUCUCCCUCUGGACUCUCUCAGUGACAAGCUGUCGCCGAGCAGCUCUGAGCAGCUGCAGCUCUCUCAGAAUAUGGCAGAGGGGCUCCUGGAUGACGACAGCCGAGCAUCUUGGGACAUUGAGUUCCUGCUGUCUGACUGGUGCAACCCUUCGCCUGACUUCAACCCCCCCCUGGAAAACAACGAUCAGCAACUCCCACAGCUUGCCCCGUACGCAGCGUACCAAGUGACGGGCGCGUGCAAGGACCCGCCUGGUCAGGAGUGUCUGCAGGUGAACGGCGGCGGCCUCGUGGUGGAGCUGCUGCCCCCCGCUCACGCCACAACGGUCCAGCCAGAGCUCUAUCACCGUGGUUACACCGACGAGCAAACAGGUCGGAGUCCAGUUCCCAGUCAACCUGGCGUAGAUCAGUUCGGCUUCCCGCAAGGCAGCAGAGGAAGCCACAAUAAGGUCGCAUCAUGGGACUUUAACCCCUAUUAUCCGCAGCAGCACCCCUCCAUGGUGGCCUUCCCUAACAGCAGGUUCAUCCCAACCCAAGCUGUGACCCCUGACCCUCGACACUACAACUACAUGCCCAACUUCGGUCACAACCCCAACCCUUUCUGUGACUACGCCCACAGCCAGGCGACCAGCCACCUGCCUCUUCACCAGCAGCCCCUGCUGGUCAGAUCGCAGCUGCCCCCCACGGGGACGGAGGGCAAGCGCGGCCGAAAGACCACGGGCAAAAAGCGGCCCGCCAUCCACAGCUGUGAAUACCCGGGCUGCAGCAAGAGCUACACCAAGAGCUCGCACCUCAAGGCUCACCUCCGCACCCACACAGGGGAAAAGCCUUACCAGUGUUCCUGGGAGGGAUGCAGCUGGAAGUUUGCCCGCUCGGAUGAGCUGACACGUCACUACCGCAAGCACACGGGCCAGAAACCCUACGAGUGUCUGCUGUGUCAGAGGGCCUUCUCCCGCUCCGACCACCUGGCUCUGCACAUGAAGAGACACACUUGAUGCGCACACGCACACGCGCGCGCGCACACACACACACACACACACACACACACACACACACACACACACACACACACACACACACACACACACACACACACACACACACACACACAGAGAAAACUGACAACACUGAAAAAUCUUCAACUCCUUGCUGCGGGAAGUUUGACAUUGUGUUUGUGUUUUACAAGCACAAAGACAAAUGUGAUUAAUGUAAUUUGACAGCCCUCAACUUACGUGACAAUUGAUAUCCACGGCCACAAACGUAAUUUGACAAUGACUGCAUGACCUUUAAAAGAGUAUUCAAUUUAGCAGAUGAAGAGAAGAAAAGAGAGAGAAGGAAAGAAAAGAAAAAGAAAAGAAAGAGAAGAAGAGAUGUAACAGGUUUUUUUUAAAGAAUAAGAACGACAUGACAUUGACAUUAUGACAUACCUAAGAGAGCUACAUUACCCACAGUGCUCCUUGACUGCCACCAGUUCAGUCUGGUAACCAGGUGUUUCUGUGCUGGUAGGAGAUGAUGUAGCCACCAGAGGGAGCUGAAGACUUUAUGCAAUUUAUUUUCAUUGUUGUACUCUCCCAUAGCAAGAAAUGUCUCAAAUCAGUACACUUGCCGGUUGCGUGAAGUCAGAUUUGUUACUCUGACGUCAUUAGAAACACGACUAUAGGACAUUGGGGACCUUCACUGGUGUAAUGACCUCCCUGUCCUUAAACGUCGACCGUCACAGAACACGCCACAUGUCCCCUCUCACCCUGAAAUGCCACCGAAAUCUAAUUGUACCGCAAACACCAAGACUUGAGUCCUCACUCAUCUGGUCCUCUAAAGACCAGCACAAGAAAACACACACACACACACAAACACACACACACACACACUCAUAAUGUAAACUUUAAGCGAUGAGGGCCACUCAAACAAACACUGUACACACACAGACAGCAGACUAAAACACUAACAAAAAAAGACAAGUGUAACAGGUUAUUAUAGUGUAUCCAGUAGGAACUCAUGACUCUUUGAGUGUACAGUCAAUGCAGGGUUGUGUAUUUUAGUCAUCUAGCCUUGUAGUUAUUCUGUUUGGGGAAUUUUAUCCUUAAAAAAACAAAUUGUGUGCUUUCGUCUUUCUCACCUAGCAGACUUUCAAAUCUGUAAAUAAUCAGCUUCUUUCUCAGCUGUCCGUUAUCAUCUAAAAGUUAGCAACAUAUUUAUUAACAUAAUCUUUUAAAUUAACAGGCGAUAUUAUAUUAUUAUUGUACAUUGUUUUUUUAUUCUCAAAAGAGUCCUUUUAAUUAUUGUUAUCAUCGUGAUAUUUCAAAUAAAGGCCUCCGAUGCUGUAAAGCUGC
Scophthalmus maximus (turbot) is the source of this 2821-nucleotide messenger RNA. RefSeq names its product Kruppel-like factor 1 (erythroid) (gene klf1). Lineage: Eukaryota; Metazoa; Chordata; Actinopteri; Pleuronectiformes; Scophthalmidae. The record is from RefSeq and is a predicted model, not a curated record. Gene Ontology annotation, molecular function: DNA-binding transcription factor activity, RNA polymerase II-specific; RNA polymerase II cis-regulatory region sequence-specific DNA binding. Bases 398 to 1486 code for a protein of 362 amino acids. Gene Ontology annotation, biological process: regulation of transcription by RNA polymerase II. The transcript has 5 exons.